AUGAAGGCUGCGAUUCUACUGUUUUGUCUUCUAGGAUCAACUCUGUCAUUACCGAUGCAGCUCAACCCUGCCCUGGUGCUUCCUCCUACCAAGCUUGUUCCAGAUCAGGAAACACCGCUAAACCAACAGCAGCCAAGUCAGGUCUUCUCUUCUUUAAGUCUAAUUCCUUUGACACAUAUGCUCACACUGGGGUCAGACUUGCAACUGCUAAAUCCUGCUGCAGGCGUGGCAUCUGGUGCACCGACCCUCCCACUGGCCCUGGGGGGACUGAAUGUACAGCAGCGGCUGCAACCACAAAUGUUACCAGUUAUUGUAGCACACUUUGGAGCCCAGGGUACUAUCCUAAGCUCAGAGGAAUUGCAAGGGACCUCUCAAAUCUUAACAGGCCUUAUCUUCCAUCCCUUGCUCGCUGGAGCCAUCCUGCCCACCAGUCAGACUAAUCCAGAUGCCCAGAAUGGAAUCCUUCCUGCAGGACAAGCAGGAGCAAAUCCUGCCACCCAGGGAACCCCAGAGGACCCCUUCUCAACCCCCAGUGGCACAGACGAUGACUUUGCAGCGACCACACCUGCUGGCAUCCAGAGGGGCAGGCAAACCACGGAGGAAACCCCCACGGCAUCACCCAAAGGUAGGUUCUCCCAGCCAGGAAGACCCCCCAGGACCAUGAAAGUCAUCUGUGGAGUGAGAGAGAAGGGUUCUUUGUCUUGCCUUGACAAAUACAGAUCCUAA
This is a messenger RNA of Rangifer tarandus platyrhynchus (Svalbard reindeer), 726 nucleotides long. NCBI's taxonomy places the organism in Eukaryota, Metazoa, Chordata, Mammalia, Artiodactyla, Cervidae. The record is from the annotation of a GenBank genome assembly.